This is a messenger RNA of Numida meleagris (helmeted guineafowl), 2019 nucleotides long. It is a transcript of the gene DPT, whose product is annotated as dermatopontin. Gene Ontology annotation, molecular function: extracellular matrix structural constituent. The record is from RefSeq and is a predicted model, not a curated record. Lineage: Eukaryota; Metazoa; Chordata; Aves; Galliformes; Numididae. The transcript is spliced from 4 exons. Bases 95 to 694 code for a protein of 199 amino acids. Gene Ontology annotation, cellular component: extracellular matrix. Gene Ontology annotation, biological process: collagen fibril organization.
AAGCAUAACAUCUGGAAGCCAAAUGUUAGAAACAAUAUAAAAGGGCCAGCCCAACAAACCAGUGGGGCAUUUCUAAGCCAGAAAAAUCCUCAGGAUGGACCUUGUCCUUCUCUGGGUGUUCCUGCCUCUGGUGCCGGUGGCAUGGGGCCAGUAUGGUGACUAUUACUACGGCCCCUAUAACUACGGAGAUAAUGAUGAAUGGGUCAAUGUGUACCGGCAGGGUUUCAACUUCCAGUGCCCGCAUGGGCAGGUGAUCGUGGCCAUCAGGAGUGUCUUCAGCAAGAAGGAAGGCUCCGACAGACUGUGGAACUAUGCCUGCAUGCCGGCGGCCCAGAGCCUCGGUGAGCCGACAGAGUGCUGGUGGGAAGAGAUCAACAGGGCGGGAACUGAAUGGUACCAGACCUGCUCAAACAACGGGUUGGUGGCUGGUUUCCAGAGUCAGUAUUUUCCAUCUGUGCUUGACCGUGAAUGGCAAUUCUACUGCUGCCGCUACAGCCGGAGAUGCCCAUAUUCAUGCUGGUUAACAACAGAAUACCCGGGGCACUACGGAGAAGACAUGGACAUGAUGAUGUACACUUACGACUACUACAUCCGUGGGGCAACAACAACUUUCUCUGCUGUGGACAGGGAUCGUCAGUGGAAAUUCAUUGUCUGCAGGAUGACAGAGUAUGACUGCCCAUUCCAAAAUGUUUAAAAAUACUGAGUAUACUCAAAUUGGAAAGCUUGAGGAUGGACAAGGUGUGAUGAGGGUCAGUGAUUAUGGGUGAAAGGCAAUUAGGCUCACAAAAAAUGUAGCAGGACUCAUCAGCUGUCUGUUGAAUAUACAAUUCUUCCCUCUGGAGCUAUUCAAUAAAUUGCCAGCCCACAUGCUUGCAGCAGAAGUUUUGGAGGAUUCCUUUGAGCUGCACUGACAGUUGUAUCCCCCAACUAAUACUGCUUAGGACACACACAUGUUAAUGAUACACAAAUCUAUGUUAAUUACCUUUUUAUAUAUAUUCAUAUAUAUCCAUUCUGAAUACAUAAAAUUUCUUUCACAUAGCAACUUUAUAUAAAUUGCUUCCCAGCAGAGUCACUCCAAAUGAAGUGGAAACAUACUAUAAUCUUUCCAGAAAGCAGUAGUCUUUCCUGUCUUCUAAUUCUUACUUGGAACCAGCCCAGUGAUCUCUACCAGCUUCUCAGUGUUUAGUAGCUAAAAGUGUGCAGAAAGCAGUACCAGCAGGUCUUUGACAAAAUUCAUUUGGGGUUACAAGUUACAGUCUCCAGCAGAACUUCAUCGCUACAAAUGUCUUCCUACAUAGGGAAAUUCCAGGUACUUACAACUGGAAGAUAUCAGUACCUGUUUAAAAUCAUCGCAGAUCCAUCAAUAAAAGCAAAACCCUAACCUAGCUUUACUGAGAGUCUAAUUUAUACUGUCCUAAAAAUUUUCAAUGACAUAACCAAUUGGGAGAUCUUUUUUAGGUAAACCCAGGGACAGGUCAGGCCAGGCCACUUCCUCAGUAAAUAUGCAUACUGUAUUUGUCAGGAAUCUACUUUUCAUGUGGACUGGGUUUCCACUGUGGGUGCCUGUACCACCCUUGGUAAUAUAUACUUGGCUUAGAAUAGAAAAAUAAAGUUAAUGAUCUAGAUGACCUCAGUUCCUCCGACUUGCAUAUAUCAUUUCCUGCAAAGAAUGAGCUGACCAUGUUUUCAAAGCUGUACAGCAGUUGUGCAGUGGUAGUCCAACAAGAAAGACUGCUAUCUCUUCCAGGAAGAUCCAAGGUAGGAUUUUUGCUUAGAGCAUAUCAGGGUUCAGUUUCUUGGCUCAUUAAUUCAAUGACAAACUUAGAGGUUUCAGCAGCACUGGCUCAAGAGCUAUGAUGAUGCCAGCUACCAAUUUAAGAUUAUAAGCUUCAUAAGAAACAGUGGUGACAGUCAGUUUCCAUGCUCCAAGCACUUUUAAUAUAUUUUUACUAGCAUACUCUCAAAUGUGAGCAUUAAAACUACACUUGUCCAAUAAAUGAAUAAUAGAUUUGGCAUUGC